Molecule: messenger RNA, 3571 nt
Organism: Ruditapes philippinarum (Manila clam)
Lineage: Eukaryota; Metazoa; Mollusca; Bivalvia; Venerida; Veneridae
Exons: 5
Coding region: 125-724 (199 amino acids)
Source: RefSeq, a predicted model, not a curated record
UGGUGAACCAAAGGGAGAUGGUGCAUACAUAACAGCUGGGGAAACAAUUGAGGGGUCAGUAAGAAAUGUGACAUGUGGUCAGAAUACGAUUGACGACAACAAUGCUACUUUUGAAAUUAAGUGCAUGGCUGACGGUUCUUGGAAACCAGACAUCAUCUGCCUUAAAAAUGUGAUAUUUAGGGUUGUAACUGGGAACGGAUUAAGUACUAGUUCUGCAUGGAAAAAUGGAACCGGAACAACAGCUGACGUCCACUGCCGUGUUAUUUCAACAAACACAAGCUGCAAUGGUCACUAUAGAGACCCAAUAAUUGACAAAUGGGACACGCUUAAUGUUCAAACUGUACGAUAUUCAAUUUACAAAAACUUUGAAGAAGUUGCUUGGAUAGAUUUUGAUGGUAUAGGCAGUAGCAACACAAAGUGGUUUGAAAAAAGCCGAAUAAUAAAUUCAAGUUAUCAAGAUAUUUCUUCUUCCUCCACGUUUAAUUACCUGCAAAUAGAAGCAAAUAUAAAUGCAGAAAAACGACGUUUCUACGCAAGUGUAUCUUUUGGUGGAUGUAAAGGUGAUAUUUUAUACUUUGUCACUGUUGAUUCUGAAGGGAGUUGCUGGUACGACCAAAUAAUACCUUUUCCGAGUAUUUCUUAUUCAAAAACGCAAACAAUGGCGAAUACUAGCGAAAAAGAAAACUUUGAUUUUGGGGACACGGCUGUUGUGAGUUUAAAGUGACGUGUUUAUCUAAAAGCACAUAGGACAGGACUGUGGAAGAAAUACCUUAAAAUAAUAGGGGCAAAAUAUAGAAAAUAAGAAUCACAAAAGAAAAUCCAAAAUUGAAAAUGUAACAAGCUCGGUUUGAUUGAACCUAUUUAUGGACGACACCGUCUAGUGCAUACUACCGUUCAGCACGACUUAAGCAGAAUUGAACAUUUAACAUUGAAAAUUGCGAAAUUUUGAAUUUCAAAAUAUCUGCAUAUGUGUACAUACGGCGGUUAUCAUGGAACGCCGAUAAGCAUGCAAGCCAUCGUCAAAACCAGGCCUGUAACAUUUUUAAUUAAUCCACAUAGGACAACUUUAAAUUUUGAUUUUCCCAUUUCAACAUCAGCGGUUUAUUUUUGCUACAAAAAGAUUUCAAUGGAAGGCACAAGAGUGACAUAAACAUUAUUUUUAGUAAUGUUUGACAAUAUGACAGCAAAGAAAACGAUCUAGCUGUUUUGUAAAAUAUUUGCCGCUUAAAAACAUGUUUCAUGUAAAACCGUUUUGUACAUGUGUUGUAUACAAGCAUGCAAACAAUAGAACAUUCAUUCAAAACAACCUCCUGGAAUGAGCUGCUACAUUGUAAGUGGUUUUUAAUUGACCCAAUAAUUUUAAUGCAUACCACAUGCUUAGUGUUCAACACCUUUACAGUUGGAAUCUACGCAUUCCUAUUUUUGAUUGCAAAUGACAGAUUAAGCGGAAGACCCUAUGAUAGACAGUUCUUAACACUUUUUGGACUGAACUGUUUUAAUUUUUGUCUUCUGUCCGUCUUCGCCGGGUCCCUGUAGGUGAUUUUCUUGUUGCUCAGUCUUCUUUUAAGGCAUUGAGUACAUUUUAAUGGUCAUUCGACUGUAUCUUUUUGUACAUAUUUACAUUUAUGUGUUUUAUUCAUUUCGUCUAAUGUAUCCAUGAUGAUUUUUAGAUUUCCACUUGGCGGGGAUUCAUUUGAGUUACACUGUCUCGUCAUAUAGGAACUUAUCGGGCUAAGAGUGAGGUUUGGUGCGUCUAUGACCGGUUUAAACGCCGCAGUGGUAUUACUAAUGACCGUUCCAAGGCGCUACCCCUCUGUGUUCCUACACAUAUAUGUCUUGUGCAUUAAAAUUUUGUUAAAUGUUUUGAAUGUUUGCAUGUUUAUUAAUGUUAAAUUGUCGUUAACGGAAAGUAUUUUCUUCCAUUCCCCCCUAAUUUCCCCUUACACCAUUGUCCCUUUAAUUUCAGUAUUGGCAUAAUUUAGUACUCAUCAUACUUAUAACAUAUCCUUCCGCUCCUUUCAACGCCACUUUGUCUACCAAUUUUUAAGUCGGUGCCUUCUGGGUGUCCUUGUGUGACUGGAUUGUGUCGGGGGCUGCGUUCUGUGAACGUUGCCUUGCCUUGGUGAUCUUUAUAUCAUAUAUCACUCGUAUGUUUUCGUUACAGUUUGCUUAUACAUAUCACAUACUUUUGUCGGUAACGCUCUCAAACACUGGUUAUGUCAUGUUCUUGAAUAAAACAAAGAUAUUUAUUGCUUAUGCUUUUGCAUGUAUCUCAUACUUACAUUGCUCAAUUCUCUUAUGUGUUUGUCAGAUUUUUAUUGCUAAAUGAUCCUCAAUAAAUCUAAGACUUUAGUUUCUAUAAGUCGUACUGUUGCCAACUGCUCUUGAAUAAUGUCAGACUUUCGUUGCUAAAAAUCUUGAAUAGUAAUCAGGUUACUUUGCUAAAUGUUAUAAGUGUUGAUUUAUCACUGGAAAGUCUUUUUUUAAAGAUAAGUAUGAUAUUGUGCAUAUUGACGUUAUUAAAUGCUUAAAUUAAAGAACACAAACUAUACUGCAUAUUCACAAUUUUAUUCUUCAAGUAUAAAGCAUGUUGCAUUAUUUUUUCGAAUUUUAUAUACAAUUUACAAUGAACAAUUACCAAAAUUUUGGAAUCAUUUUAAAUUCUCAUUUUUCAUAUGGAAUAUAUAUAUUUGUGCUAUAUUCAAAAUUUUAAACUAGAGCUAUACACAGCGUUGACUAAUAAGCUUUUUCUUCACAAAAAAGAUGUAAAACGUGUCUAAAAUGCUUUUUAAAAUAAGAUAAAUUUUUGUAUAGCCAAUCUAAGGAACUUUAAAUGGGAAAUUCUUACAAUGUCAUUUGCAAUAUUGAACAUUAUGUAAAAUCGUAGGAAAUGUCAUCAAAACAAAUUCCAAAUUUCAGUAAGCUAUUUCAUAUAAUUCAAAUAAACGGAAAGAUGUUAUAUAAACCUGUUAACCUUAUCCCCGGAUUCCUAAAUCGCAAGAGAACUUUAUAUGCUAAAUAUAAUAAGUAACUUGUAAGAAAACUUCCUGGAUAAAAAUAGAUUUUAUAUUCCAAUAAGAACUUACAUUCAUAUAUUCAGAGUACAACGUAAAAUAAAUCGGAAACAAACUGGUUGAAAAACACUUGUUUUCGUAGACACGACUGUCAUAUAAUCUGUUUACUUUCCUCAAGCUAGCUGGCUAUGCGCGCACUUGCAUGGCAGGAUUUAAAGUCUUAAGCGGGAUUCAAACCCACAUAUGCGAGAAGAAAGGAAGUAUUCAAAGCUACCAGCCUUUACCACUGUUCUAUGAAGGACCUUUCAGAAAAUAAAAAGUGUAUACAGGAUAUUAACCUGAGUUUACAUUAAGGUAUCCUACAUAUAAUUAAUAUUGUAUACUGAUGUGAGACAAAUGACAGGUUCAUCAAGUGAGCAAACUUGAACAAACAUCAAAUUGUUCUAUCUUAUCGGUCAAACGAUUUCAUGUGAUAAAUGAUGUCUGAAAAGAAAUACAACUGCUACAUUUCUUUCUUAAAUACACUUUUCUGUCUUAAAUCAGUAAUAGCAUUUUCA